This is a messenger RNA of Beta vulgaris subsp. vulgaris (sugar beet), 1530 nucleotides long. RefSeq names its product ankyrin repeat domain-containing protein 2B. Gene Ontology annotation, biological process: protein targeting to chloroplast. Gene Ontology annotation, cellular component: chloroplast outer membrane. Gene Ontology annotation, molecular function: chloroplast targeting sequence receptor activity; protein binding. The coding region runs from base 214 to 1248 and encodes 344 amino acids. Lineage: Eukaryota; Viridiplantae; Streptophyta; Magnoliopsida; Caryophyllales; Amaranthaceae. The transcript is spliced from 9 exons. The record is from RefSeq and is a predicted model, not a curated record.
UCUUCGGGAUUUGGAAAGGGAUCACAUGAAAAUCAAACCAUUCCUCCUCCUACUCCCCCCAACCCCAAUUCCAUCAUUCAAUCAAUCAAUCGCUUAACCUCAAGAGUUAGGACUUACAACUUAGGAGCAACCAAGCAACACCCAUAACUUACUUCCCCAUUUUCAUUAUCUUCUUCCUUCAAUUUCUUUCUCCGCCGUCUUCCGAGGUGAUCUAUGGCUUCUAACUCACCAAAUGAUGUGCCCGCAGGUGCCCAAGAGCCCAAAAGUUCUGCAACGGAAGCAUCCUCUGAGCAGCCACAAUCAGGACAAAGCACAUCUUCUCCUGCUCCUGGAGCUGCAAUUCCGCCAAAUCCUUUUGAUUUCUCAGCUAUGUCAGGCUUGCUUAAUGAUCCAAGCAUCAAGGAACUGGCUGAGCAGAUAGCUAAAGACCCUGCAUUCAACCAGAUGGCUGAGCAAUUGCAGAAAACCUUUCACGGGGGUCCUGUUGAGGAACCACAGUUUGAUCCUCAGCAGUAUUACUCUACUAUGCAGCAGGUGAUGGAGAAUCCUCAGUUUAUGGCCAUGGCGGAACGUCUAGGUGGUGCUUUAAUGCAGGAUCCAUCAAUGUCUGGGAUGCUCGAAAAUUUGGUCAAUCCAGCCCAAAAAGACCAGCUAGAAGAACGAAUGUCUCGUAUUAAAGAAGAUCCAGCAUUGAAGCCUAUAUUGGAAGAGAUAGAGACUGGUGGUCCUGCUGCUAUGAUGAGGUAUUGGAACGAUAAAGACGUUCUCCAAAAGUUGGGUGAGGCUAUGGGUCUAGCAGUUACGGGAGAAGGAGCUACAUCUACUGAGCGUUCUGUACCAGAUGAGUCAGAGGAAGGUGGAAAUGAAGAAGAUGAGUCGAUUGUUCAUCACACUGCUAGUGUUGGCGAUGUGGAGGGUUUGAAGAAUGCAUUGGCUGCUGGUGCUGAUAAAGAUGAAGAGGACUCUGAAGGCAGAACAGCAUUGCAUUUUGCUUGUGGAUACGGGGAGGUCAAGUGUGCUCAAACUCUUCUUGAGGCUGGAGCAAAAGCAGAUGCAUUGGAUAAGAACAAAAAUACUGCACUUCACUAUGCAGCUGGUUACGGGAGGAAAGAGUGUGUAGCGCUUCUGCUGGAGAAUGGUGCUGCUGUUACUCUCCAGAAUCUGGAUGGAAAGACCCCGAUUGAUGUUGCCAAACUGAAUAAUCAACACGAGGUGCUCAAGUUGUUGGAGAAAGAUGCAUUUCUGUGAUUUUGAUGGCGUCUUAGCGGGGAAAUCAAUUAUACUUCUAUGAUGUUAUGGACAACUGAGUGGAAUUGCAUUACAUUCCAUGGGGAAAUGGGGUGGGUUUGUAAUUGCCUAUUAUAGGCCAUAGAUACAACUUCCUCAAUGCCAUUGCUGCUACUCAGCGUGCUGUUAGAUAUUUGGUAUUUUGCUACAUUUGUUGUUCAUGUGUGCCAUAUUCGAAGUUCUUUUGUCUCGAAUAUUCAGAUUAUUGUUCAUGGCUUAUUUUACUGAUAUCUUCUUAUUACA